AUCGUGUCGCGUCAUUAGCUCCGCGACACACGCUUGUUAGCCGGGGGUGGCUAGCUGCUGAGCUAACGUCAAGGCGGACAAUCGGCAUCGGUCGCGGGGGUCUCUGUGGAGGAGGAGCCGCUGCUGGGGGCACCGACACACACACCGACACAGCAACACACACACCGGAGGAGACACACCGACUCACCGACACCAUGAACGUCGCUAAGAGCGGGUAUCGAGUCUUCUCAGCCAACUCGUCCCCAGCCUGCACGGAACUGGCCAAGAAGAUCACAGAGAGGCUGGGAGUGGAGCUGGGGAAGUCUGUUGUCUUUCAGGAGUCUAACAGAGAGACGAGAGUGGAUGUAAAAGAAUCUGUUCGGGGACAAACCAUCUUCAUCAUCCAGACAAUACCAAGAGAUGUCAACACGGCCAUCAUGGAGCUGCUGGUCAUGGCCUACGCUCUCAAGACGUCCUGUGCAAAGAACAUCAUCGGAGUUAUUCCUUACUUCCCCUACAGCAAGCAGUGCAAGAUGAGAAAGAGGGGCUCCAUUGUGUGCAAGCUGUUAGCUUCAAUGUUGGCCAAAGCAGGACUAACACACAUCAUUACCAUGGACCUGCAUCAGAAGGAGAUCCAAGGCUUCUUCAGCUUUCCGGUGGACAACCUGCGUGCCUCGCCUUUUUUGAUACAGUACAUCCAAGAGGAGAUUCCUGAUUAUCGAAACGCCAUCAUUGUAGCAAAGUCCCCAGCAGCAGCGAAAAGGGCUCAGUCCUACGCAGAGCGCCUGCGUUUGGGUCUGGCUGUGAUUCACGGCGAGGCGCAGUGCUCCGAGUCCGACAUGGCCGAUGGUCGCCACUCGCCACCAUCUGUACGCAACACCACCGGACACACAGGACUGGAGCUACCUUCAGGCAAACAACAAGCCCUGUUCCCCGGCAUAGAGCUCCCAAUGAUGAUGGCCAAGGAGAAACCUCCCAUCACUGUAGUCGGAGACGUGGGGGGGAGAAUUGCCAUCAUUGUGGAUGACAUAAUAGAUGAUGUCGGAGACUUCGUUGCAGCCGCAGAGAUCCUGAAAGAAAGAGGAGCCUAUAAAAUUUUCAUCAUGGCCACACAUGGUUUACUGUCUGCUGAUGCUCCGCGCCUCAUAGAGGAGUCGGCCAUUGAUGAGGUGGUGGUCACCAACACCGUCCCCCAUGAGGUGCAGAAGCUGCAGUGUCCCAAAAUCAAGACGGUGGAUGUCAGCAUGAUUCUGGCUGAAGCUAUUCGCCGCAUCCACAACGGAGAGUCCAUGGCCUACUUGUUCCGUAACAUCACUGUGGACGACUAGAGUUCUCAGACGGUGGAGGCUGAGGUGGGUCGGACAGUGACUGAGCGCCGGUGCACUUCUUCCCUGUCCUGUAAAAAAAAAACAUGCUAAAGCCAUGUUCCAUGUGCUCUCUGUUGUCUCAAGGAUCGAAAAUGCUCAAUGUUAUUUAUCUUUCUGAAAGAUGUAAAAAAACGUGAAGGAUGAUUUGAGCUUGAAUGCUUCUCGUCAGAUUCUGAAGCUUUGGUUCUUUACUAUGUUUUGCUGCUGUCGUUGAUGUCCCCAACAUUUGUAAAGAUUUGUUGUCGUACCUCAUAUUUAAUGAUUUAAGGAGCUUCAUCUGCAGACAGAGAAACAGAUGAGUUCCUGAUGCUCUUGCUAGCCCUCGUGAUCGGGGGUGCUUAAGCACUGUGAUUCAAAUGCAUUUAAUGCGAUGUGUUCAGACUACUGGACUCACUCCUGCUCACAAACUACUGAAUAUUUAUUAUGCAGCUUUUUUUUGAAGGAACAUUUGGUAAAAGUUUGAAGUUUGUCGCAAUCUGCUGAAACAAAUGGGCCGUCCGUUUACAUUGUCUUUUAUUAGAUGGUCUGUUCCGCUGAGAUAUAACAAAUACCUAGCGAACAAUGUGGUUUAGGUUUUGUUUGCAGCUAUUCUAAGAAAUCCUCCUUUGAGAUUCUUGCUCUUACCUUAGUAGAUGUGAAUGGGACUCGGGAGGUGUUUUAAUUUUAGGAUUUGAAUUUGAUAUUUGAAAAAACAAAACUACCAGCUGUGGGCUAUAGAAAGUGUUUAAAGAAUUGUAUGACCACAAAUGAAAUUCACCUCCGAUGACGAGUAUUGUGGUUGCGGCAGACCUCCUAACACUGAAUGGCUACAUAUAACAGGCAAUAAAUAGAAAAUUAGUUCUUUGUGAUUGGGUGAACUGACCCUUUAAUUUAUUACAAGUUGACUGAACAUGCAUAGAACAACAUACUGUACUUAUUAACUGGCUGAAGGGGAACUUUAGCCUGGUUUCAUAGUUUAGUAGCAGUUACUGUAUCUGGUAACUGCGAGUUGAAAGUCUGGAGCUGCAGAGUUUGGUUAUAUGCUGCAUACUUAAUGGCGGCUUCGUUACGCUAUGUUAAAAUAAAAGUUCUGGGAGACAAACGAUGGUCAUAUCAUUUAAAAAAAAAUUAAAUGAAAAUAGACUGAACUGAUCCAUGCAUUCAGGGGCAUCACCGUGCUUAUACAACCAUUGCAAAUUACAAUUAGAGUGGCGACUUGCUGCUUAAGGGUUUCUUAUGCACUAUUAUAGUAAAUGGAAACCAUUGACUUUCUGGAAGGAGUAAACAGUAUCAGCAGCAGUCCUAUAGUAAGUGGGUAAAACCAUGUGAACAGCAGGAUGGUGCCUGGCCCUGUUCAGACCUGGUGUUAACAUCCGUCCUGAUUGUGUCUCCAAUUUCCACUGUGUGAUUCCCAAAUAAUUAUUUAUGUCAGUCUGAGUUCUCACAAGUGUGCGAUGACAAUGUUGGUGUGUCUGUGUGUCGGUGAGUGUUGGAGAGAGAAAGAGGAAAAGAGAGCGAGAGGGGUACGUAAAAAUACUCCAGGAAGGAUGUUAACACCGUGUCUGAACAGGUUCUACAUGUAGGUUUCUAAAUGACGGUGGUUUCUCCAUUUAACUCAACACGUGCACCCGUCUGUGACCUCUGAGUAAAUGUCAGAGAGAAGCUCAAGGGGAAUUCAGUGUGUCUGUGCUGGUUGACCCUUUUGCUCAGGGCAACAUGCUUUACAAGCCGGCGCACACGUGUUUGUAUUUGCAUUCAAAGUGUGAGAGUGGCUUCGGCUCAGUGGUCCUGUACAACGUUUGCUUUUUACCACGUUCUGUUGGAAUCCCCCUCAUGCUCUGAUGGUUUGAAGUUUUUUUUAAGUUAAGGGGAAGUCUGUAUCAAUGCUGAAGUAAUGGUCAUAUUGCAAAAUGUCAUGAUGUCUUCUCUGUAUGUACCCCCCCCCCCCUUUCUGCCUCUACAGCGUUUCUUUAUUGUCUAUGGAAAUAAAACUGUUCCCUCUUG
This is a messenger RNA of Limanda limanda (common dab), 3329 nucleotides long. Its product is annotated as phosphoribosyl pyrophosphate synthase-associated protein 1. The record is from RefSeq and is a predicted model, not a curated record. Lineage: Eukaryota; Metazoa; Chordata; Actinopteri; Pleuronectiformes; Pleuronectidae. Gene Ontology annotation, biological process: 5-phosphoribose 1-diphosphate biosynthetic process; purine nucleotide biosynthetic process. Gene Ontology annotation, molecular function: ribose phosphate diphosphokinase activity; magnesium ion binding. The transcript is spliced from 11 exons. The coding region runs from base 195 to 1307 and encodes 370 amino acids. Gene Ontology annotation, cellular component: cytoplasm; ribose phosphate diphosphokinase complex.